This is a messenger RNA of Papilio polytes (common Mormon), 891 nucleotides long. RefSeq lists its product as uncharacterized. The record is from RefSeq and is a predicted model, not a curated record. NCBI's taxonomy places the organism in Eukaryota, Metazoa, Arthropoda, Insecta, Lepidoptera, Papilionidae. Bases 74 to 826 code for a protein of 250 amino acids. The transcript is spliced from 2 exons.
AAUGUCAAAACAAAGUAAUAAAUGCAAAGUAUAAACUGUUUUGUUUUAUUUUAAUAAAAUUAAAUAUUUUAAUAUGCGAUGGAACGAAACCGUUACAUUGGAAUUCGUAAAGAUAUAUUUAAAACACGAAUGUUUAUGGAAUCCAUCACAUCCAGAUUACAAGGUAAAAUACCAAAGAGAGAAAGCCUACGCGGACAUUGCGUCCGAAUUUCAACUUUCUACGAUGAAAAGUUUAAGUAUUCCUGAAAUAAAGAUUAAAAUAAAAAACUUAAGAACUACAUACAUGCAACAAGUGCACAAGAUAAUCCAGUCUUCGACUCCAGACUGCAUAUAUGAGCCAUCCUUGAUAUGGUUUCAUGAAAUGGAUCAAUAUAUGAAAAAUAUUCCUACAAACAGACAUUCUACUUUAUACGAUACUACUCAAGAAGCUUCUGAAGUUGACUCAUCCUGUCACAUAUGGGUCGAAGGAGAUCUCCCAAAUGACAAUACAGAAGAAUCUGACACAAAUCCACUAAACCCAACCGACACGGAAUGUGAUACAUCAAAACCCGGAGCUUCCUUGCAUAUAAAGAAAGAAGCAGAUGAUUCCUCUCAAUCAUUUGACAAAGUCAAAAAGAAGAAAACAAAACACCAAUCUUCUGAACAGGAUUAUUCAACAGAUUCAAUGUCAGAAUCUGUUGCUUUAGAAGAUGAGUUUGACAUUUAUGGUAAAUACAUAGCUGCACAACUCAGAAAUAUGGAUUUGCAUAAAGCCUUGCAACUGCAGUUAGAAAUUAAUAACCUUGUUGGUAAAGCUAGAAUUUCAGAACUUUCUAAUGAGAGUUGAAAACAUUACUAAAAUAUUUAGUUUUGUAAAUAUAGGAAGUGUUUAUAAUAAAUUAAUAUUUUUUU